AUGUACCCGUUGCUGGUGCUGGGCUACCUGAGCCUGGCACAUGCUGCCAUAGUCCCUGGGCGUGCGUUCGACAGGUUCAUCACUAUCUGGCUCGAGAACCAGGAUUUUGCCAAGGUCAUCGCUGACCCCGAUUUCGUGGAUCUCAAGCGUUACGGAAUCCUUCACACGAGGUUCUACGCUGCCACCCACCCCUCGCAACCGAACUACGUCGCAGCAGUGGGGGGCGACUACUUCGGUCUCAACCAUGAUGAAGUCGUGCGCAUACCCUCCAAUGUUUCGACCUUGGUGGACUUGCUCGAUACCAGAGAUAUCAGCUGGGCUGGUUACUUCGAAGGCAACCCAGGCCCGGGCUACAUGGCGAGUGGAAGCGUAAACAUCAGCAAAGGAACAGCUGAGGGCAAUUGGGACUAUGUCAGAAAACAUAACCACUUUGUAUCCUACGACAGCAUCAACAUGAACGGCACCCGACUGGCGAGACUCCUGUCUUUCGAAGACUUCAAGCGCGAUCUGGCUGCCGGUACCGUACCGCAAUUUGUGGCCAUGUCCCCAGACAUGCUCAACGAUGGCCACAACACGACCCUGGACUAUGCGACAAAAUGGGCGCGUGAAUUCCUGCUGCCCCUGCUUUCUGAUUCAGCCUUUGCGGAGCGUACCGUGAUACAGCUAACCUACGACGAAGCUGACGACUACAAGAAGCCGAAUCAAAUCGUAUCCCUGCUGCUCGGCAAUGGUGUCCCAAAGAAUAAGGAGGGAUCGGAAGAUGACACCUUCUACAGUCACUAUUCCACAUUGUCCACUCUGCAGAAUAAUUGGGAGCUGCCCAAUUUGGGUAGAUUCGAUGUCGGGGCCAACGUUUACAAGCUUGUCGCCGACGUUACGGGGUACAGGAACAAGGAUCCUAAAGACGUGGCGAACGUCAACAACUCCAUCUCCUACAAGGGGUUUCUGAACAAUCAGUCCACAAUGCAUGUGCCGCUGUCCGCGCCGAAUAUCAAGCUGAUCGGCGCUGGGGGUUUGCCAAUACUGGAUGCCAUUCGAUAUAUGUGGCAAUCGCAUAGUAGCGAGAAAACUCCGUAUGACGGGACUGGCAACGGUCAGCUGUUUGACGGCGAUAAGCACUACCCCAUAUAUUAUCCGCAAGGGGGCGAUGAUGCUUAA
Pseudomassariella vexata is the source of this 1158-nucleotide messenger RNA. RefSeq names its product acid phosphatase-like protein. Lineage: Eukaryota; Fungi; Ascomycota; Sordariomycetes; Amphisphaeriales; Pseudomassariaceae. Gene Ontology annotation, molecular function: hydrolase activity, acting on ester bonds. Gene Ontology annotation, biological process: phospholipid catabolic process. The record is from RefSeq and is a predicted model, not a curated record. Bases 1 to 1158 code for a protein of 385 amino acids. The transcript has 3 exons.